AUGAAGGCUUGUUAAUGUAUUACUAGUUUUAUAGUCUUCCUUGCUGUAGCUAGUGUAAUAGCUCUUAUUACAAUUGUGGUUAUUACAAGCAAACUGGGAUGGAAAAUCAUUUAUGAGGGUAAGCAGGGGCUUUGGUCAUACGAGUACGACUUUCAGAGAUACCAGAAUUAUUUCUUUAUGACUGGUCUCUCUUACUCAGAAAAAGUAGAAGCUGCUGGUUAUUCAACUCUUGUUCCCUUUGGAGUUAGCGUUAGUCAUUUCUAGUUACCCACGACUACCUAUGGCUAAGUGCAGAAAGACCCAAAGUUGUCCAAAGCUAGGGGAAGUCAUAAGAUAUAUGAUAUAUAUCCUGAUGAUGAAAAUAAAAUCAGGCUUUGGGAAACCAAAGAUUUGAAAUUGACGACACCUGCCAAGGAAAUUAAAUGCCCUCCAGGACAUUAUAUCCAAGAUAUCAGUGUUAGAUGGAAUUCUGACUCAUCAAUUUAAGGCCUCCAAUUGACAUGCCAGGACCCAGUGCAUAGAUAAAUUGUAUUAUUGUCAACCAAUAAUGAUUAAAAUUACAAGAGCGGAAAAAUGCUUCACAAUGAAGAUCCAUAUUACCUGUGUGGCAUAUAAUUCAAGUUUAACUCAUCAGAUUUUGCUAAUUAUGGAUUAAGAACCAGAGUCUGUUUACUUGAGGUAAUUAGAACUAUCAAUGUAACAUAUGAAUUGGAGGAAAUUUCACUAAGAGACAACUUUAAAGACCCUUUCACCUCUGGGAUCAGCAAAUCUUCAAGAGCUAAUGAUGAAUUUAUCCUAAACAGAAAAUUCCCUCUUGAUGUUGGGUACUGGAAACUACUGAAUGAAGAUGAGCAUAUCAACCACACUGGUCCUCUUUAUACUGGCCCAGUAUUAACCCUUCAAUAUAACUAUGAUACUCACUAAUUCGAUUAGGUUAUGAAAACUUUUCAUUCGUGGGGAAUUAAUUUCCAAGAUUUCAAAAAUGUCGAUAAAUAAGAUUAAUAGCUUUUAAUAAAAAACGAUCUACUUGAAGGCUGUCCAAGGGAAUCAUUCAAUUUCAAUGUAACAAAGACUAGACUAAAGACGCCAUAUUCUGCCUAAGCUGAAUUUUCAGAUGCAACUGUAGACACAAUAUAUGGAUAGUACUACUUCAGCUACUACUCCAGUGUAGAACUAAGUCAUGAAGAUUCCGAGUUUUGUGCUAAAAACAGAGUUGGCCCUAAAAAAUAGGAUUAACCAGCAGUUUAAUCUCUGGUGAACUUGUUAGAUGAAUCUGACAAUGAUGAAAUUAUCUAACAGUCAAUAGAAUUAAAGUAUGAAAAUGGUGUCCUCAUUGAAAACUUAUCAUUAUUGCUUCUAGCAUUAAUCAUUGUAAUAGGGACUUCGUUAAUAGGAUAAUUCUAAACUACUCAAAAGAAAUAGGAGCAAAAAGUAGAAGAUUCUCAAGAAUUUGAAGUCAAUAAAUUGAAGAAAGAUCAAAUGAACUCUCACUUGCUAGCUUGA
Molecule: messenger RNA, 1503 nt
Organism: Stylonychia lemnae
Lineage: Eukaryota; Ciliophora; Spirotrichea; Sporadotrichida; Oxytrichidae
Source: the annotation of a GenBank genome assembly